Messenger RNA from Arabis nemorensis, 744 nucleotides. The record is from the annotation of a GenBank genome assembly. Lineage: Eukaryota; Viridiplantae; Streptophyta; Magnoliopsida; Brassicales; Brassicaceae.
AUGGCGGAGGUUGAUCGUUCGCGCGCUUUCGCCAAGGACGUUAGGCGAAUCGUUGUCAAGGUUGGGACUGCAGUUGUUACUGGGAAACAAGGAAGGUUGGCUCUUGCGCGCUUAGGAGCAAUCUGUGAGCAGCUUGCGGCAUUAAACUCUGAUGGAUUUGAGGUCAUUUUGGUGUCUUCUGGUGCGGUUGGUCUUGGUCGCCAAAGGCUUCGAUACAGACAAUUAAUCAACAGCAGUUUUGCAGACCUGCAAAAGCCACAAAUGGAACUUGAUGGGAAGGUUUGUGCUGCUGUUGGACAGAGCAGCCUCAUGGCUUACUAUGAAACCAUGUUUGACAAGUUGGAUGUGACGGUGGCUCAAAUGUUGGUGACUGAUAGCAAUUUUAGCAAUAAGGAUUUCAAGAAGCAACUUUGUGAAACAGUCAAAUUGAUGCUGAAAAUGAAGGUUAUUCCAGUUUUCAACGAGAAUGAUGCUAUAAGCACUCGAGAUGCCCCCUACAAGGAUGCAACUGGUAUAUUUUGGGAUAAUGAUAGCUUAGCUGCACUACUAUCGAUUGAACUGAAAGCUGAUCUUUUGAUUCUUCUAAAUGAUGUGGAGGGUCUUUACACUGGUCCUCCAAGUGAUCCUACUUCAAAGUUAAUCCACACUUACAUUAAAGAAAAACACAAGGAUGAGAUUACGUUUGGUGACAAGUCCAAAGUAGGACGAGGGGGAAUGACUGCAAAAGUUGAAAGCUGCUCUUAA